CUCUUGCGCCUGGCCCCCGUUUCACAGCUCUGUAGACUAACCAAAUUAUUUUCUACUUACAUUUUCAUUUUUUCCCCUUGAACUGCUUCAAGCAUUUCAGUCCUGCAGAGCCAUUCAAGCCUUUCCCGCCUGUGUCAAAUGCCGCCAUUUCUCUUUAAUCUAGUCUCUAGAAUACAACCAGAUGGAUAAGAAAAGGGUGGCGGUUCCACUUGUGUGCCAUGGUCAUUCUCGCCCUGUUGUUGAUCUGUUUUACAGUCCUGUCACUCCCGAUGGCUUCUUCCUCAUCAGUGCGAGCAAGGAUUCUAGUCCCAUGCUUAGAAAUGGAGAGACUGGUGAUUGGAUUGGAACGUUUGAAGGGCAUAAGGGUGCGGUGUGGAGUUGCUGUUUGGAUACUAAUGCUUUACGAGCUGCUUCUGGUUCUGCUGACUUUACUGCGAAAGUGUGGGAUGCAUUAACAGGGGAUGAACUGCAUUCUUUUGAACACAAACACAUUGUUCGAUCUUGUGCAUUUUCAGUGGAUACUCGCCUUCUGCUCACUGGGGGAGUGGAGAAAGUCCUCCGAAUUUUUGAUUUGAGUCGUCCAGAUGCACCUCCAAGAGAAGUUGACAAGUCUCCUGGCUCAGUGAGAACUGUUGCAUGGCUACACAGUGAUCAGACAAUACUAAGUUCUUGCACUGAUAUGGGGGGCGUGAGACUAUGGGAUGUUAGAAGUGGAAAGAUAGUGCAAACCCUUGAGACCAAGUCAUCUGUGACCAGUGCUGAAGUGAGUCAAGAUGGUCGGUAUAUAACAACUUGUGAUGGUUCUAUGGUGACGUUUUGGGAUGCAAAUCAUUUUGGGUUAGUGAAGAGCUACAACAUGCCUUGCACAGUAGAAUCAGCUUCAUUGGAACCCAAGUACGGGAAUAAGUUCAUUGUUGGGGGAGAAGAUAUGUGGAUUCAUGUAUAUGAUUUUCAUACCGGUGAUGAGAUAGUAUGCAACAAGGGUCAUCAUGGUCCUGUGCACUGUGUGCGUUUCUCACCAGGAGGGGAAUCAUAUGCCUCUGGAUCUGAGGACGGAACCAUCAGAAUAUGGCAGACAGGCCCUUUGUCGCAUUAUGAGAAUGAGGGAUUCACAGAAAAUGGAUCAAUUAGAAAGGUGAAAGUAACAGCAGAAGAAGUUUCGCUUAAGGUUGAGGGCUUCCACAUUUCAGACGACGGGAAGGCCAAAGGCAAGGAAGAAGCAGGGAAGGACUGAUGCAAGGAAAAAUUGACCGCAUCUUUUCUUUUUUAUAUAUUUUCAUUUGGUGGUGGUGUUUGAUGUGGUUGACCCGACUUGUUACCGUUUAAGACCACCUAAUUUUUGUACGAGGCCUAGAUAGUAAUGCAUGUCAUAGAUAGGCUGGAUCAUACUGUUUUUGCAUUUGAGCUAGCCUUAAAAUCGAUCGCUCAAGUCUUGUUGCCCCUCUACUGUCUACAUUGUGUUUGGCUGGGAAAACCCUAUACACGUAUUCUUGAAUGCAGCUUCAUUUCCAUUUAUGAAAGCCCUGGAAAGUUUCCUGAUA
This is a messenger RNA of Hevea brasiliensis (rubber tree), 1541 nucleotides long. RefSeq lists its product as uncharacterized. The record is from RefSeq and is a predicted model, not a curated record. Gene Ontology annotation, cellular component: SMN complex. Gene Ontology annotation, biological process: spliceosomal snRNP assembly. Lineage: Eukaryota; Viridiplantae; Streptophyta; Magnoliopsida; Malpighiales; Euphorbiaceae. The transcript is spliced from 8 exons. Gene Ontology annotation, molecular function: protein binding; RNA binding. Bases 182 to 1234 code for a protein of 350 amino acids.